Molecule: messenger RNA, 5303 nt
Organism: Seriola aureovittata
Lineage: Eukaryota; Metazoa; Chordata; Actinopteri; Carangiformes; Carangidae
Product: la-related protein 4B-like
Exons: 17
Coding region: 617-2944 (775 amino acids)
Biological process (GO): positive regulation of translation
Cellular component (GO): cytosol; cytoplasmic stress granule
Molecular function (GO): mRNA 3'-UTR binding
Source: RefSeq, a predicted model, not a curated record
UUCUCCAUUCCGAAACCUCCUCUCGUCUUUAGCGCUAACGAGUGUUUGAUCGAUCGGAACCUUUGGGGCAAGCAACGUUUAUUCCUCGGUUUCAGCCAGGGCUUCUUGGUUUGCUUUUUUGACUCCCCCCUCCCAUAUAGCCUGCUGCCGACCGUGAGGACUUCGUUUUGAAAUCCCAGGCGCCAGAUUUAUCGAGCCCGACUGCACAAAGUUGAUAGGCAAGCUAGCUAGCUAGCCACCUAGCUAAGUCUUAGCUAGCUUGCAGUGCUGGUCGGGGGGAGCCCGUUUUGUUUUUUUUUCUUUGCAAACAUUUUUUGGGGGGCGAGUUUUUGUCAUCGCGCUGCAACUGGCUGUAGUUGUUUCCACUCAAAUCUGAAGACUAUUUGCGGUGAGGUUUAAAGCGGUAAGCCGGUUGUUCCUAGCUAGCGUGCUCGAUAUAGCCUGCUAGCUAAUACCCUGCGUAUUUAGCCUGGAAGCCAGUUCAAGGCCUCAGUCCAGCGCCACCACCAGCUGCCACUGCCGCCACCAAAGUAUUUGCAUUGCACCGCAGUGAGAGGUGACAGCUUACUUGGUGACGCAGAGACUUCUCCCUGAGGAGCCAAGAAGCAGACGGCUCAUGACUUCUGACCAGGACACGAAAGUUGUAGCUGAACCACAGGUGCAGCAAGUACAAGAGGCAAAAGAGAACUCUCAUUUGGAAUCCGCCAAGGUUUCAGACCUCAACCCCAAUGCGAAAGCAUGGGCCAACCACAUGUUUAGCCUGGACCCCAGCGGGAGUGCAGACACCACAACUGCUGCCCUGCAGCCAUGGAAGGAAGGCUGCGAUAGUUCGGCCGACCCCGGCCCAGAAGGCUAUGAAGCCAGUGAAGACAAGGCUUACAAGGAGCCCCUACUAACCGACCCAGAUGAGCCUCCACCAGUACCAGUAAUGCUGGCCGAGCCGGCCCCCGUGGCCUCUGUCGCCCUGGAGUGCGCCGAGCCAGCCUAUACAGAAUACCCGGAGCCUGGGCAGCCUGGGCACACAGGCAGUGAUCCCCAGCCUGAGAAUCCCCAGGAGGGCUUGAGGGAGCACCUGAAGAAGACCCUGGAGUUCUGUCUUUCUCGGGAGAAUCUGGCCAGUGACAUGUACCUCAUCUCCCAGAUGGACAGUGACCAAUACGUGCCAAUUGUGACGGUGGCCAACCUGGACCAUGUCAAAAAGCUCAGCACCGACGUGGAGCUGAUCGUGGACAUUUUACGAUCUCUGCCAUUGGUCCAGGUGGAUGAGAAGGGGGAGAAGGUGCGACCCAAUCAGAACCGCUGCAUCGUGAUCCUCAGAGAGGUUCCUGAGAGCACGCCCAUAGAGGAGGUCGAGGCUCUUUUUAAAGGGGACAACUUACCCAAGUUCAUCAACUGUGAAUUUGCCUACAACGACAACUGGUUCAUCACCUUUGAAUCAGAAGCAGAUGCACAGCAGGCAUAUCAGUAUCUGCGUGAGGAGGUGAAGACCUUCCAAGGGAAGCCAAUUAAGGCGAGGAUAAAGGCGAAGGCAAUCGCUAUCAACACUUUCAUGCCAAAGAACGGUUACCGGCCAGUGGAGGUGAACCCAUACGCCCAGCAGCGCUACACGUCCUACUACAUCCCGCCGGUUUACAGCCCCCAGCAGCAGUUCCCCUUAUACAGCCUCAUCACGCCACAGGCCUGGUCGGCCACACACAGCUUCAUCGACCCCACACUGGUUGCCCCAUUUCACAACAACCAAUUCAUCAACGGAUUUACCACAUCACACAGUUUCAAACCAGCGACGUCGCCCCUCACUGUCAGACACUACUCGCCCAGGAACAGGAAUCACAGUAAACCUCACUUGAGGCCAACCAUCCCCACAGCGGACCGCAGUACGGGGCUCCUGGACAGCCCGGGCCUCUUUCCCAGCUUCCCCAGCGAGAGGCUCAACGGGGUUCGCAGCAGCCCGCCGACACGACUCCCCACCAGCCAGCCCAGAACUAGGUUACCCUCCACCGCGGCCUUCCCUCGUAGGGACACCGUCGGCACGGGGCGGGUGACUGAGCCCACAACCACCGACUACUCCCUGGGCGUCGGUCGAGGAAGGAAAAAUGUUUCUGCUUCUAGGAAAAAGAGGGACGAAAAGUUUACAAGAGUGACACCUCAGUCGCCGCCGCCUCCUCCCAAACCCCCGUCUCCGAGCUUCGAGCUGGGCCUCUCCAGCUUCCCCCCCCUACCCGGAGCAGCUGGCCAGCUCAAGACUGACGACGUGUUCGACAACCGGCUGGCCAGCAGUGUAGUUGUUGGAACCACCAAGGAACGGAAUGUAAGUGCUGAGUCCAGUACUGGAGGAGCUCUCUCUCCGGCAGGCCCCAAAGAGCCACUUCGGUCCUCCUCCUCCCCGAUGCCUACAAGCUUCCAGCCCUCGCCGACCACCCCAACCCCGGCUUCAGCCCCCACACUGACCCCAGCCGCCGGCCCACCACACAGUCCCGCUCCCUCCCUGCCAGCAGCGGAGGUGAAGGUGGCGGAGGUGAAGCCAAAGGAGGUGCAGUUGUCCGUGGAGCGAGUCCCUGGCACUCUGUCCACUGCAAGCAAAUCGGUGCAAGUCAACGGUGCUGCCACAGAGCUGAGGAAGCCCUCCUACGCUGAGAUCUGCCAGCGGGUGAAGGAUGCCCCGACAUUACAGCAACCGCCGACCCCCAAGGAAGCCAAGCCAGCCUGCGCUGCCCCCUCCGCAGGCGAGGAGAGGAAGUGCCCCGAUGCCUCCACCCCUGCAGCGGAGGCCAAAGCCAGAGAGACAUACCCCCCCUCCUCCAAACCCGGCUCGGCGGCCGUCACUCCGGGCAGACCCCCGAGGGAGGCCAGAAGGCCGGGCGGGCGGUGGGCCUCCCCGCCCCCACACCCAGGGAAAACCCAGAGCAAAGAUCCCCACCACACCCCGCCCAAGUCCCCACAGUAGGGAGACUCCCUGCCCCUUCCCCGAGUCCUCCAGCCCCCUUCCCACUAUGCUCCACAGAUGCGUUUAAAAAAGGAAAUAUAAGUCAGGGCUACUCAAUACUUAUAUCCCAGAAUCACCAGUCACAAACAAGCAUAGAGGACGCCUUCUUUUCUUGAUCAGGGCUUGCAGACAAAAAGCACUUUACUGUGCAUGUAGAGCACCGUUUCAUUCUUUUUAUUCUAUUUAUUUGCUUUUUGUUUUUUGUUUUUUUAAUUUUAUUUUAAAAUUACAGUUUCAUUUCUCCUUUUCUCUUUUUGCAUUACGUAGUUGUGUCAGCCUGUCAGUUGGCACAGACAACACUGAAGUUUAUUCAUUCUGUCCAAAUGGCCUUGUGGGAUUAAAGUAGUCUUGUGUGCGAAGCAGCAGGUCAUUGUUGGAAGCCACCCCAGUGGAUGAUGGGAAAGAGUGCGUACAACAGACUCCACCUUGUUUGGCUCUCAAAGUGAGGGGUUUAUUUGCAUGUGGAGUGGCACAACUUUAUGUAGCUUAAUUAUGGCUCGUAAUUGGAAGAUGUGGUUUUUAAAAAAAAUACAUAUUCACAUCCAUAUGCAACUUAACAUCUAAAUCUCAUCACAACAAGACUCGGGAUUCUUUUGUUUACAUCAACUCAGUGUUUUUUUUUUUGUUUUUUUUUUCUUUCCUCCAGAUUUAUUUACACUAGAUGGCGAUUGUUUAUUGAAAAUGUUUUCAGCUUUGUUUGCAGACUGUUGUCGACUGUCGGUACAGUUCCUGCUGGUAAACGCCGCCACGUAAAACAUCACUUCCCUCUGCUGUUGUGUUGUUUUUACCGUUUGCUAACACCGCUAACCAGCUAGUUGUGUUGCAUAGCUUGUGUCUAACAACCAAUGUGACACCAAUGCUGUUUUUUUAAGCGUCACACAGGAAAGGCAUUUGGACGUCUGCAACCAAAACUUUGUUUAAAGACAAAUUAGGAAUCAAGGCGCCUCUUGUUGGCCGAAAUUUAUUUGUUCGCUGGAAACGUCUGGGAGUGGGUUAAGAUAGGUUUUUCCAGUCACUCUUGGAAAUGUGUAAAGAAAUCAACAUUUUCUUUGCAUUGAAUUUUAUUCUUGGGAAAAGCUAAGCAAAGCAGGCUCUCACAGCUGCAGCGCUCUCUUAUCUCUCCUCGUUUCCUGUUAAAAAACUGUGGAAUAAAACGUAUCAGCAGGCACAUACUGUCCAAGGAAAACACAGGGCAAGUUUUUAGUCCGACCGACCUCGUCUGAAGCAGAUUGGUUCGCUCUGGAGGCGAGGAGGAAAUUAACACUAGCUGCAGUUGAGAUAAGCAGUAAACCCUCGUCAGUAUAACCACUGUGACGGGUGACUAACUGUUAGAAGGAGGAGGUGUAGGCCGACUUGUUCCUGCCUGAAAUGCACCAAAAAAAAAAAAAAGGGCAUGAGUGGAGAGUUGUUGUGGGGUGUUUCUCGUUCACAUCAGUGGCAUGUCUCCAGUUCUUUCUGAUAGAUACGGUGCUAGACGUCAAAUCCUGGAAUCUGUUGCUACAACUCAUCCGAUACUGUAUGUAGAAAUACUUGAUUUACAUCUGCAGAACUUUAUUUGCACUUUUAGCGUUUUCUCAGACUUCCAAGCAAAAUGUUAUUAGAUGAAGCAAAAAAAAAAGAAAGAGAAAAAAAAGGGAAUUGAUCCUGAAAGUCAAGGAAUGAAACAUGAUGCAAAUUCAGUUUUCCAGGAGCAAAUAAACUCAAGGACCCUGUGACACCUUCUCUGUAGACACAGUCGCUGAAGCCUUUUGUUUUUGUUUUUGUCGUUCUGCCUUGUGGAUUCCUGUUGAACACACUGUCGUGGUACAGGACGGGUGUUGUCGGCUUGUUACUUAUGCUAAUUUUAACUUUUUAUUUCUGCUGAAGGAUUUGGUUCUCGCACAGGUUUGGAUUCUGGCCUCCGGUUUUGUAUCGAGAGUUUUGACUGAUAAAGUGAUGACUAUGGAAAGUGAGACUGUUGAGUAUUUUUUGUGAAACUUAACCAAUGAAGGUAUAUGAUGAGAGGGGGUGGUUUUUUGGAACGUAGUUGGUUGGGAGUCCCAUUGGGGGGCUCAUAUUGGACAGUGAUGACCCAAACAUCCUUUAAAAAUGGCAGACGAGAGCAGGUAGGUUUACAGCAGGCACGUCCAUCCUCGGGGUGAUGAUGUUCUUCCUCGACAUCGAGUCUUUACCACUAGGGUUGUUUGUCUGUUUUCUUUAUUUUGUCUGUUCUUCAGUCGGCGUGCUCUCGGUGGUUUCUCCUCCUUCGAGUUUGCACACUUUGAUUUGUCCUCAGUUUAAAACCAUUUCUUUAAAAAAAAAAAAAAAAAAAAAAAAGAAA